CUUCUUCUCCGAAGCGAAGGACCAGAGUCAACCGAUCUUCACAGGAAGAGCAAUGGCGAGGUCGACCACCAAGGACGCUCAAGCCCUUUUCCACUCUCUCCGCUCCGCCUAUUCUGCCACUCCUACGAAUCUUAAGAUCAUUGAUCUCUAUGUGAUUUUCGCAGUCUUAACAGCUAUUAUUCAGGUGGGCUACAUGGCUAUUGUCGGAUCAUUCCCAUUCAACUCCUUCCUUUCAGGAGUACUUUCCUGUGUUGGGACUGCAGUCCUUGCUGUUUGUCUCCGCAUUCAAGUUAACAAAGAAAACAAGGAAUUCAAAGACCUACCACCAGAACGGGCUUUUGCUGACUUUGUUCUCUGCAAUUUGGUGCUCCAUUUGGUGAUCAUUAACUUCAUGGGUUAAAAUUUUAGGAGGGAUACCUGCUCCAAUCUUGACAGUGAGUGUUAUAUGAAUAGUUAUGUGGCUAUUUUUCUUAGGGCGUGUAAUAUGGAGAUCACCAUUUUACAACUGGUGAACAAUUGGAAUUUUGGGGGGUUUUUUUUGGCUCGGAUUUAGCAGUCAUACUUAUCUAUUAUAUUAAACCAAUGAAUUGGUGUAUCAUUGCUCUUCGUA
Messenger RNA from Vitis riparia (riverbank grape), 610 nucleotides. Its product is annotated as dolichyl-diphosphooligosaccharide--protein glycosyltransferase subunit DAD1. The record is from RefSeq and is a predicted model, not a curated record. The coding region runs from base 53 to 400 and encodes 115 amino acids. The transcript has 5 exons. Gene Ontology annotation, biological process: protein N-linked glycosylation. Gene Ontology annotation, cellular component: membrane; oligosaccharyltransferase complex. Lineage: Eukaryota; Viridiplantae; Streptophyta; Magnoliopsida; Vitales; Vitaceae.